Suillus plorans is the source of this 1401-nucleotide messenger RNA. RefSeq names its product mitochondrial ribosomal protein subunit-domain-containing protein. NCBI's taxonomy places the organism in Eukaryota, Fungi, Basidiomycota, Agaricomycetes, Boletales, Suillaceae. The coding region runs from base 27 to 1304 and encodes 425 amino acids. The record is from RefSeq and is a predicted model, not a curated record. The transcript has a single exon.
UUGUUGCUUGACGAGGACGUCUAGGCAUGGCUUCCGUUGUACAAUCUCCUUUCGCUACUCUUCUCAAACGGUCAAAAUUCUCCUCCUUUGACCCCCGCAUCGCUCAAGUCUACACCACACAUGGUGGUGAUGCUCACCGCGGCAACUGGGGCUUCAAACGCCCGCUCCCGAUACGCAGACGUGGAGCUUACAUCACAGUGAAGGCUGUGGACUCACUUGAACAGCAGACGGAAUGGAACUCUGCAGAGCCUCAGGCAAUGUGGAUGAAGAACUGGGAUGAGUUGCAAUUAAACCCCAGGUCGGAAGAGUUGCGUCGGCCGUCGAGCGAGGAUUCUGGUGAUAUGGUAGACUCGGAGUAUGCGCCAAUGCGGAUGGACCCACAAUGUUGGCGCUCGCCUGCUGUCCCCAAUGUCCAUGCCAUGUCCAAUUCGGAAUUCAAGAAAUAUGUUGCGCAUAUCCGUCGCAAACGCGAGCACUUCUUUGAAUAUCAGAAAAUGAAGGCGGAAGCAUUAAAGAAGCAGAAGGAGAUGAAAGAGAGGGAGGAAGAGGCGUUAAAGCUGAUGAAGGCAGACUCGUCCAAGGAAUCGUCUACACCCAAAGGAUUGUCUAAGGCGAAAAAAGCCCCUCCCGAAAAACUCCCAACGGAUUAUUCCCUCGAUGACUUCGCUAUGUGGGAGUCUGAAGGAGUACGAGAGCAUCCUCGAUCACGUUCACUCGAAAGCGUACCACAUCGCUCUGCAGGUCUCCAUUACUCUCAUUUCUCAUCACUUCAAACAUAUCUCUCUACGAAGGAGCACAAAGGACGAUUGGUUGAAGAGGUAAAGGGCGACAAAGGAAAGCCCAUAUAUUUCGUGGCAUCAUACGCUGGUAUGGGCACCCUCGUACAGCAGAAGAACAAAGGAGUGGGCAACGUGAUGACGUGGGGCGAUCCAAGCAAAACUGGUGUGACGAACCUCAGGCCUGAGUCUGUAGUGUUGGAAAAGGCGCCAGAAGUGGUAUACAAGAGGCAAGGGUUGAAAGCGGCGAAGCUCUCGAUGACAGCAUUUGCAAAUGACGCGCAGAGUCACUCGCAAAGCAACACACAUAGGCCUGGCUCACUGGAGUACAUCACGGCUGAACCUCUGCAGUCUUUCGCCAAUCACACCCCACACCCUAAGCGCGCAGCAAGGUUCGAUAAUAUCGUGCGCAAGUCGACGCAACCACCACCACGCAAUCCUAGUGAGACGACACUAGACUUUUUGCAGGAGAUCCUUAGAAAGAAGGGUCCUGAUACGAACGGGAAUGGGGAUUUAGAGAAAUCAUAGUAGUUUUCUAUCACAUUGACACUCUUUGAAUCGACCUUGUGCCACGCCUUUUGUGGCUCGCAAAGUGACAUAAACGCGUGGUCGCGUGACAUGCCGU